AGAGGAAGAAGUCUGAAGUUGCAGUUGCAGUGGCAGAGAUAGAGAGAGAGAGAGAGAAUCAAAGUGAAAAGUGACUUGUGAGGUUGAAAUCAACUUGGUCGGGAUAUGGCCGGAGCUUAAUCCAUCCAUCCCCUCCGGCGCGCGUACAAAUUAUGUCGACUAUCCGUUGCUUUAGCGCCACUUUGCCCUCAUCAUCUUCAUCUUCUUACUGUUGGUCCAAUUAUCAAUGUCGUGCUCGCAUCACUUCAUGCUCUCUUCGCUCAUCAGCCCCCUCAGUGCAGGAAGAAGCACUUCCCUCUCUUUCUCAAAUCCCGCCGCCAAAGCAGGAGGAUAAGCCUAUUAUUAUGGAUUCGAAACCCAGAAGCCGGUCGUCGGGAAUUGAGGUCCCGAGGCAAAAAUACAUAUCUGUCUCAAAGUCGGAACUGUUGGAUGCCAUCGUCUCCGACAUGUUCCCAGAUGAUGUGGAGUCCCCUCAUCAAUUUCUCUCUCUCUCCAGAUGCUUGGAUUCAAUUAUUCAUGCUGAACACAAAAUUAUUUUGGAGCAAAUGAGGGCUGAUUUUGAUCUCACUCUUUCCACAAACAAGAGCAACACACACCCCCGUCUUGACAAUACUCCGUCCGAUCAUUUUAUGAAUAACGAGAGCACAAUAGACAAGGAACAGGGACAUGAUGCUGAUGCUGAUGCUGACCCCGACGAUAUAUUAACAAUGUCCUCUGGUUUUACCCUAUACUUGAAACUACUUGUCGAUUUUACGUUGAAAGCCGCCAAGACAAAUCCUUUCAAGUCCUUGACAAAUCCUAUCAACACUUCCAGAGUUGCGAUCCCAGGCCGUUUCCAACAUGCUUUCAUGAAACUUCUACACAAUGCCGGGUUUGAAGAGUUGUCUCCUAGGGAUUUGAUGUUGACAUCAGCACUAAAUACUGAUUAUCUGCUUACAUUGCCAAUUUAUGUUGACUGGAAAAAAGCAUCCGACUCCAAUGCCAUUAUAUUCAGGCGGGGAUAUGCAAGUGAGAGGCAGAAGGGAUUGCUAAUUGCUGAAAAAUUGGACUACUUGCAGUCAAAAUUGUUGCAAGACUUUUUCUUUCUUUUUGCCAAACCGUUGGGGAGGCUUGCUAUUUGGUUAAAUGAGGUGUUCAAGAGGAUCACUCAAAACCAAGAAAUUGAAAUACUGGGAAAUAGAUUUAACCUUUGGCUUAACGAGUUGUCUCUUCCGCUGAAACCUCCUUCCAAUGAUGAAAUGCUAUAUGAUGAGCUUAAAGGAGCUGACAUUCUAUCUAGUGACCUUCCUAUAUGGGUAGCUGCACAAAAAGCAGCAACUCUUUAUGAAGGAAUGCUCUCAGAAGUUGGACCCCGUGAGAGGCUCUUAAGAAAGUUUCUUGCAUGGGUUGGUCUAGUACCAUCAACCCCUCAGCAUGCAUUUGACCUUCAAUCCGACACUAGUACUUCUGAAUCCAAUUUAAGCUCAAAUUUCCUUUCGAGAAUAUCAAUGAGUGACAUAUGGAAACCUGCAUCACGUAAAUCAUGUGGAAAUGAUUUCAGGAAGGUGCUAAGAAAUGCCAUUUCAAUUCUAUUCUCACAAUCUGUUCUCCAGGAGCUUGCAUUCGAAGAAUUAAUCUUGCUCUAUACUGAUGAAAUUGGAGAAAGAGAAACUGCAGACCAAGGGCAGGUCUCCUCGUUGCAAUUGAAAAUCUACGAGAGAAUCCCCGUUCCAGAUUUGCCCGUUGUUUUCCCUCACAAGAAGCUGUCCUUUCGUAUUCUUGACACGGUACGGCUGGAUGUUGCAACAAUAGUGGGACUUCUGGCUUACUUCUUCAGUUAUAAAUUUGAAGACAUUUUAUCUUCACCAUCAGCAGCUCUUCUAGAUGUGGUUGCAGCUAGUGCACUUGUGUUAUAUGUGAGUCGUGUACUUUUGGGGUACAAACAAACAAGGGAUAGAUAUCAACUUCUGGUGAAUAGGACCCUUUACGAGAAAACAGUAGCUAGUGGCUUUGGUUCCAUUCAUUUUCUUCUUGAUGCUUCUGAACAACAGCAGUACAAAGAAGCCAUAUUGGUGUACGCAAUCCUACUUAAAGCAGAAAGUAGCCAGGUGAGAAGCACAAGAGCAAUUAGGGAACAAUGUGAGGCAUUCCUUUAUGAUCGUUUCCAAGAGAAGGUUGAAAUGCCAGUUGAUAAGGCAAUACACACACUGAUGAGGCUAGGUCUUUUAACGGAGAAGAAGGUAAGUCUCGUUGAUGAUGGAGAUAUUCUAGUCCAGGCUGUGCCAUGCACCACCGCAUACCUCAUUCUCCGAGAUCGUUGGAAUACUCUUCUUAUCAACUAAUACCAUUUCUUUUACACUAAUUAUAUAUAUUUAGUUUUUUUUUUAAUUAGAGAAAUUAGAGAAAUUAGAGCAAAAUUAUGUUUUGAUGAGUAUUUGGGAUGCAUCAUGCAUUCUUCAAACCCUUUUUAAUACUCAACUUGUCAAAUAAUAUAUUAGUCCAUCCUUCC
Messenger RNA from Erythranthe guttata (spotted monkey flower), 2488 nucleotides. Its product is annotated as DUF3754 family protein, putative (DUF3754). NCBI's taxonomy places the organism in Eukaryota, Viridiplantae, Streptophyta, Magnoliopsida, Lamiales, Phrymaceae. The record is from RefSeq and is a predicted model, not a curated record.